AUGCCCUACGCCGAAUCGCUAUCCAAGGCGUCGGCGCCGGCGGAUAUCGCCGGCUCUGCAUUCGACGACGCCAUUGCCACCCUGCCCAUCGCCUACCUCGAGUCGUACCCAUUGCCCGCAUUCGUGUGCUGUGUCCGAACAGGACGAAUACGCAAGGAGGCACACGCGUCCGCUGCCGACCGGACGGAUCCCCCGGUGCUGAUUCACACCGACGCAGAUGUCACCGUUGGCAGCGGCGAGCGCAGCACACGCUCCAUGAGUAUCGGGACCAACUCGGGCGCCUCUGCAGUGAUGGGCGGCUCGAUACAGGGCCAGUCAAAGACGGCAACGACAUCAACGACAUCAACGACAUCAACGACAUCCCCAUGGCCGACUCCGACUCCCUCAGGCGAUCUACGUCGAUGGAGAGCCAACGUCAUGCCGUCGCGCAGCCCGGCCAACGGCUCGACGUCGCCGAUUCACAUCUCAUUUUCUGGAGCCAAUAACGGACCGCAAUCACAUCCGAGCACCAUGCCGUCGAGCCCAAGCAUGAGCCGGAGCGCCAGCAAAAGCACACCAGGGACCAGUGCCCAGUGGAGCUGGCGCGCUCCAUUGCCGUACGACAUGGACGAGGAGGAUGAACGCAACGACGACGUGGUUCCCCUCCACUCCGUGUCACCAAACUCGUCGCGCCGAGGCACGCAGAUUGGCCCCAAGUUGACCUCGACGACGCCCCAGGCGGUUGACAAGCCGUAUGGUACGACCUCGUGCGUUUGGCACAACACGCAAUGGGGCCAGAUCGUGGGCGACCUCCCGCUCGCCGCCAUCGUCGACCCCGUAGCCUUCUCGGCGCUCGAGGGCUGGGUCGAGGCCAACAUCGAGACUAGGAAUUGCAAUAGCCGCGUCUCCCGUGACUCGACACAGUUCAGCCUCGACGUACAGGGGACAAACCUCAAACUCAUCAAAACCCGCCACGACAAGCACCCUCCGGGAACUAUCUUGUGGAUCGUAACCUGCACCAGGCAGACUGAGCGAGCGUUCAGCCCAGAGCCCGACGAGUCGACGGAGCAGCACUCUGACUCUCUCGCCAUCGCUCCUGUUACAACGUCGUUAGCACCGCAAGAUCCAAACUCGUGUCUGCAGCUCUUGGAGACCACAGACUGGAUGAAAACCUCCAUUGGACCCCGCUCGACAUGGCCGCCCGAAAUCACCUCCAUGGUCAGCCUCAUGCUCUCUACCAAACUUUCAGUGGCCGUGUGGAUUUCUGAUGCGCUUAUUGGUGCCUACAACGAAGAGUACGCCCAGUUCACAGACCACCCUAGAGCGUUCGGCAAGGGGAUGCGAGAGUCGUGGUGGAUGAUCUGGCCCGAGAUUGAACCACUCGUCAACAAGGCGCUCGCCGGCGAGGUUGCCGAGCGCGCCAACGGCCCCCUCUUCUACAAGCGAAACGACAGAGGCCGGUACAUUGAGAAGCACCACUCGUUCAGCUUUCACCCCAUCUUUGACCAGACAGGUAAGGUGCUUGGUAUCUGGAACCCGACGCACGACCACACCGACUCGGUUCUUGCGGAACGUCGCCUGCGCACCACCACUAGGCUUGUCGAAGAGGUUGGAUUUUCGCGUACACCGCACCAGCUCUAUCAAAUCACAGCCGAAGUCAUGUCGCACAAUCCAGCCGACGCACCAUUUGUUAUGCUCUACAGCGUCAAACCGUCCAAGAGCACAUCGCUCUCCACUGCGAGUGUCGAGGGUGCCUUUAUUGAUCUCGAGUUGCAACUGGAAUCGAGUGUCGGCGUUCCAGCUGGGCAUCCAAGUGCCAUUGAGAAGGUACACCUCUCCGGCGUUGCCGUCUCUUCUGCCUCUGGUUCCUUCACCGAGGAAUGCCUUACCGACCGGAUGGGCAAAGUGGACACCUCCCUCGACGAACCCAGCUCGAAUCACGUACUGGCAGUCGACAUGGGGCGGGCGGGUUCUCCUCCUGCAUCUGCGCUCGGGUCCGUCUACUCACACCGCUCGGGUCAUUCGCGAGCAUCGGUAUAUUCGAGGGGAUCGGGUAGCAGCCGGCGACUCUUGUCGAUUAGCUACGAUAACUCGUUCUGGCCCAUCCGCAAAGCGCUUGAGACUGGACAGUGCGUCUUGGUGGACAAUAUCCAGCACUACAUCAAUGGCUUUCCCAUUCGCCAGUGGGACGAGCUUCCCGACCAGGCCAUCAUCGUUCCGAUCAACAAUGAUCCUGAGAACAAGGUCCCCCAAGCUGUCAUGAUCAUGGGUCUCAACGUGCGCCGUCCGUUCGACGAACAGUACGAGAAUUGGAUCCACAUGAUACGGGGUUAUCUCUCGGCGACGCUCGCUGCCGUCACAAUAUUGGAGGAGGAGGUGCGACUCCGCCUUGAGAAGGAGAGGCUGGAACAUGCCAAGUCGGCGUGGUUCCGAGGCGCAGCACACGAGUUCCGUACGCCUCUUACUCUUGUUGCCGGGCCGCUGGCAGAUAUUCUGCAGACAAAGCUGAACCCUUCUCAGCGGCAACAGCUGGAAAUGGUUGGCCGCAACAUCGGGCGACUCGAACACCUUAUGACUUCCUUGCUCGACUGGACUCGUCUCGAGUCGGGCAAGGUCGAGGCUCACUUCGUCUCCACCGACCUCGCCGAGUUUAUCACAGAGCUGGCCAGUGUUUUCAGUCCGGUCUUCGACAAGCUCAACAUCCCUUUCUGCGUCGACACCCAGGCGCACGACGCGGUCGCUGUCGACCCUGUGCUACUGGAGAUCGUCGUCGCGCACCUCGUCAUCAACGCUCUCAAAUUGACCGGCAAGGGUACUGUCAGUAUUCGGCUGGCCUACACGCACGACAUGGCAAGUAUCAUUGUCAGCGACACCGGCAUCGGUCUGACCGAGACCGACAUUCAGUCUGCAACCAACUUCUUCCACCGCAUCCAAACGGCGGCGGAGAACCGUGGCAGCGCGGCAACGGGCGUGGGCCUGUCGAUCAUCAAGGAGAUUGUGCGGCUCCACAACGGCAAGCUCACCAUCCGGACCAAGACGACGGCUGGCCCGGGUGAAACAACUGGAUCCACUUUCACGGCAAGCUUUCCCCUCAACAAUGAGCCCAAUGUCGACACUAUUGUUGCGGUUCCCUUCGGCACGUAUGCCAAACAAGUGGCCAACGACGUCAAGGAAUGGAGCAAAGGGGCCAACAUUCCCUUUGACGACUCUGCUCUCGUCGACGGAACCUCUAGCUUGGCCGCGCGGUCCACGUCGGAGACUUCUGGAAGCUUGACGUCGCCUGGUUUCACCGACGGCCUCAUGUUCGAGCGCAAGGACGUGCUUCUUGUAGUCGACAACAGCACCGAGAUGCGGGCGUACAUCAAGACACUCUUCGAGCGCUUUUGCACCGUCGUUGAGGCUGCAAGCGCCGAGGAAGCACUUGAAGUCGUGAAGAAGAUUGAGCCGAACCUCGUCAUCUCAGAGCUCGACAUGCGGUCCAUGUCAGGGAUCGAGCUUCUUCAUGAGUUGCGACUCGCGGAGAAUUUGCGCUUCAUUCCCAUGGUCCUGAUCUCGUCGACUACCGACGAUGAACAGCGUGUGGCGGCCUUCCUGGCUGGUGCGGACGACUUUGUCUCGAAGCCCUUCAAGCCGCGCGAGCUGCUACUUCGCGCCCAUCUGCACAUGCAGAUGGGCAAGAAGCGGACGAAACUGGAGCGGAUGUUUGCUGAGCGCAGGCUCGAGCUUUCCGUGCUGGCUGACUACUGCCCGUCCGGAAUCAUGCGCACGGACGCAGAUGGAAAGGUCCUGUAUGUCAACGACGCGUUCCGCACGCCCGCAGGCAUGACUUCGGAUGAAGAUCCUCAACGAUGGCUCGACUUCUGUGACGACGAAUCGCGGGAUGGCGUCGAACUCGCGUGGUCCGAGAUCCUCCAAGGUCAACUUCCUCCCACAACCCUCCAGUGGAAGUGGCGGACGGGCCGCACAAUGUCGGGCGUGCUUAUCCGCCUCGAUGUCAUACGACCUGGCAUGUUGGGCCUGUUGAUUUGCGUGACGGACAUUACCGACCAGGUUGAGCGGUUGGAGGAAGCUCAACGUCGCCGCAUCGAGGCCGAGGAGAGCAAGCACCAGCAGGAGCUACUCGUGGACCUGACAUCGCACGAGAUCCGCACGCCAGUGUCGGCGAUUUUGCAAUGCUCAUCGCUUGUCAAGGAGAACCUGGUCGCGCUCAAGGAGCAGCUACGGUUCGCCGGCGACGGUGGUUUCAAGCCGAGCGCAGGCCUGCUGGCCGACCUCGAUGAGGAUGUGGAGGCGUUAGAGAGCAUCUAUCAGUGCGGUCUGGUGCAGGAACGCAUCGCUGGCGAUGUGCUGUCGCUGGCCCGUAUCCAGCUCGACAUGCUCAGUCUGCACUUUAUCGAGAUGGACCUGCGCAAAGAAGCCAAAAAGGUCCUGUCAGUCUUUGCGAGCGAGGCCAAGAUGAAGAAGCUCGAUAUCGUUCUCGAGCUUGGCAGCACCUUGGAGGCGCUGCAGAUCCGCGGCAUCAAGACGGACCCUGUGAGAUUGGGACAAGUGCUCACAAAUCUCACUGCGAACGCGAUCCGCUUCACGGCGGCCUCUGAGAAGAGGCGCGUCACAGUCCACUACGAGGUUUCGCUUGAGCCCCCACCUCCCGGUACCUUCGAGCCGCCGCCUAGAAAGCUGGUUUCCCCAUCCAUGCCGCUGCCCGAGGACACGCCGAUCUACCUCUUCGUCAGCGUGGCGGAUACAGGCCCCGGCAUGACCCCCGACGAGCAGAAGAUACUCUUCAGGCGGUUCCAGCAGAGCAACAAGAUGAUCCACACGCGGUACGGCGGCUCUGGCCUCGGCCUCUUCAUCUGCAAGAUGAUCACCGAGCUCCUGGGCGGCGCUAUUGGGGUCAAGAGCGAAUUGGGGGUCGGCAGCACCUUCAGCUUCUGGAUCAAGACGCUCACUGUCGCACCUCGCAUCCCAUCGCAUUCCGUCCAGCCAUGGCCUCUUAUCACGCCUCGGCAGACCGUUCGCGUCGGCUCAGCCACCAGCGUGAUCGAGCCGACCGCCUGUCAGCCAGUCGACGAGGCCGAGACCGAGGCUCUCCGCCUCCUCAUCGUCGAAGACAACGUCAUCAACCAGACCGUGCUCAAGCGCCAGCUCGUCAAGGUCGGAUUCGUAUGCGACACAGCCAACGACGGGCAGGAAGCGCUCUUCCGCAUCCACGAGGCCAACCGCGUGUCCAGGCAUGCAGGGCGGUCGGGGUACGACGUGGUGCUCAUGGACCUCGAGAUGCCUGUCAUGGACGGGCUCACGACGAUUCGUCACAUCCGUGACGCCGAGGCGCGCGGCAUCCUCCGUCCGCAACUCGUGCUCGCACUCACGGGCAACGCGCGGCAGGGACAGAUCGAUCAGGCCCUCGCUGCAGGGAUGGAUGACGUCGUCAUCAAGCCGUACCGCCUGCCGGCGCUCAUUGCCAAGAUCCGCGCUGCGUCGGUGAACCACCGCGAGCGGGAGGAGGACGAGUGGCCUAACGGGCGCGUGCGCAUCGACACGCAGCUGGCCCCUUCCUCCUCGUCCAGUUACGACAUGAAUGCCGAGGGACACGCCGUGCUCUCCGAGGCCAAUGUCGCCCGCCUGAGCUUGAAGGCCCGAUCCAGCUCGCCCGCGCAGGCCAACGGCGCGAACGCGCCCGAGACCGUUCGCUAG
Molecule: messenger RNA, 5673 nt
Organism: Cutaneotrichosporon cavernicola
Lineage: Eukaryota; Fungi; Basidiomycota; Tremellomycetes; Trichosporonales; Trichosporonaceae
Exons: 5
Coding region: 1-5673 (1890 amino acids)
Biological process (GO): protein autophosphorylation; phosphorelay signal transduction system
Cellular component (GO): plasma membrane
Molecular function (GO): histidine phosphotransfer kinase activity; phosphorelay sensor kinase activity
Source: RefSeq, a predicted model, not a curated record